AUACCGGAAACGUAUGAAUAGCGUUGGGCGCCAUUGGGAAAGUAAAAACAAAGCUGUAGGCCUAUUAUAAUCGAAGACCAUCUGCAUCUUAGAGUGGCAUCAAUUAAUCAAAUCGUUGAUCGAAAGGAAAGUUGAUAUAUUGCGAUGUCUAUUGGUGUUCCAAUUAAAGUACUGCACGAAGCAGAAGGACACAUUGUGACAUGUGAAACAACAACCGGCGAAGUUUACAGAGGAAAACUUGUCGAAGCUGAGGAUAAUAUGAAUUGUCAAAUGUCUGCAAUAACGGUUACAUACAGAGAUGGUCGAGUGGCUCAGUUAGAAAACGUAUAUCUGAGAGGCAGCAAAAUUCGUUUUUUAAUAUUACCAGACAUGUUAAAGAAUGCACCAAUGUUCAAAAGAGUGCAAGGGAAAGGAGGGUCAGCGAACAGAGGAAAAUCUGCCAUUCUACGAACACAAGCUGCCAGGGGUCGAGGAAGGGCAGGACCAGGAGGACCAAGAGGGGGAGGUGGCAACAUGUAUCAAAAUCGUCGACGUUAAAAAACUAUGCUUCAUUGCCCUUUCAUACAGGAAAUUCCUGAUCAUGUGGAUAAUUGAUGGUCAUUUAAUACAAUUGGAUUAGUUGUAUUGAACGUGGGGUGCAGUUUACCGUGAAUAUUGCACAGUCGGUGUUCAUUUUCAUGUUUUUCAUUGAAGACUCAUUUUACAGAGGAAAUCAUUUAUGCAUCUUUGAACUUGGAAGCAGCUCCAGUUGUUGUAUGUGCGUCUUUUUACUUUUUUUUUUUUUAGUAUUUGUAGUAAGAAUGAUUAAAAGUUGUACAUAAAUAUUA
This is a messenger RNA of Ostrea edulis (European flat oyster), 827 nucleotides long. RefSeq names its product small nuclear ribonucleoprotein Sm D3-like. Gene Ontology annotation, cellular component: U12-type spliceosomal complex; U1 snRNP; catalytic step 2 spliceosome. Gene Ontology annotation, biological process: spliceosomal snRNP assembly; RNA processing. The transcript is spliced from 2 exons. Lineage: Eukaryota; Metazoa; Mollusca; Bivalvia; Ostreida; Ostreidae. Gene Ontology annotation, molecular function: RNA binding. The record is from RefSeq and is a predicted model, not a curated record. The coding region runs from base 145 to 537 and encodes 130 amino acids.